Messenger RNA from Clupea harengus (Atlantic herring), 2324 nucleotides. It is a transcript of the gene txk, whose product is annotated as TXK tyrosine kinase. Gene Ontology annotation, biological process: protein phosphorylation. NCBI's taxonomy places the organism in Eukaryota, Metazoa, Chordata, Actinopteri, Clupeiformes, Clupeidae. The record is from RefSeq and is a predicted model, not a curated record. Gene Ontology annotation, molecular function: protein binding; ATP binding; protein tyrosine kinase activity.
ACACACACACACACACACAUCUCCCAACAGCUCAGCAGCUUCCUGUCCUUUCAUCUUAAAGAUGCGACCAUCUCUGGUUUGAGGUUUUUGUGGCAGAUGUGUCUCUGAAUAUGUCUGUGUGCAUGUGAGUGUGUGUGUGAGUGUGUGUGUGUGUGAAGGUAAGGCCUGCGUCACUCUUCCUCCCCCUCUCUUUCCUUCCGGUUAAAGGAUGAUACCCAGCGCAUCACACAGUCUUCACAAAGAGAGAGAGAGAGACAGAAAGACAAAGAACGAAGAAUGUAACAUAACAGAGUUAGUCUCACAUCCAUUAUGGCCCAUUUCAAUCAUACUGUGCGGUCGUUGUUCUGUUGUUGCUGUUGUGCAGUGCAAACCAGUUCUCACUUGAGUGUAAAUGAGGACAGACGCUUCCACUCAGGACACGCCAACAGAAGCGAGCGUUCCCGCCGCAAGCUGCCAUUGCCCCCGCCUGACGAUGACGAUGGUCCAAAGAGGAAGGUGCUCGCCAUGUAUGACUUCGUGGCCCGUGAGCCCACUGACCUGACGCUACGCCAGGGAGAGGAGUACACCAUUCUCCACAAGCAGGACCAGCUGUGGUGGAGGGCAGAGGACAAACACGGCAAAGAGGGCUUCAUCCCCAGUAACUACGUCACAGAAAAGGACACAAUUGAAGCUAAUCUGUGGUACUGCAAAAACAUCACAAGAGCUCAGGCUGAGCAGUUACUACAGCAAGAGGGUAAAGAAGGGGGAUUCAUAGUGAGAGACUCCAGCCAGCCCGGAAAUUAUACCGUGUCAGUCUACACUAAAGCUGUCAGGAGAGAGGGAGACGUGAAGCACUACCAGAUCAGGCAUUCUCCUGCAGGCCAGUUCUUCCUGGCCGAGAGAUACGUCUUCAGCUCCAUACCUGCCGUCAUUCAGUACCACAUGUUCAACGCUGGAGGUCUGAUCUCCAGGCUGCGGUAUCCUGUCGGGGCCACAGGCCGCUGUGAGCCGGCCACCUCAGGCUUCAGCUCAGAUAAGUGGGAGAUUAACCCAGCAGAGCUGACGUUCAUGAAGGAGCUGGGCAGUGGGCAGUAUGGAGUGGUGCGACUGGGCAAGUGGAGAGCGCAGCAUAAAGUGGCCAUCAAGGCCAUCAGGGAGGGAGCCAUGUCUGAGGACGACUUCAUUGAGGAGGCCAAGGUCAUGAUGAGACUCUGCCACCCUAAACUGGUGCAGUUGUACGGUGUGUGUCUGCGGGAGCCCCCGAUGUGCAUCGUCACAGAGUUCAUGGAUAACGGCUGCUUGCUGGACUUCCUGCGUCAGCACAGCGGCAUCAUGGGUAACAGCCACCUGCUGGCUAUGUGCCAGGAUGCCUGUGAGGGGAUGGAGUACCUGGAGCUCAACAAUUUCAUACACCGAGAUCUGGCUGCGCGGAACUGUUUGGUAGACAUGAGGAACGUAGUGAAGGUGUGUGACUUUGGCAUGGCCAGAUAUGUUUUAGAUAACCAGUACACCAGCUCCAUGGGCACCAAGUUCCCAGUGAAGUGGUCUCCCCCAGAGGUUCUGCAUUUUUUCAAGUACAGCAGCAAGUCUGACGUCUGGUCCUACGGUGUGAUGAUGUGGGAGAUUUUCACAGAGGGGCGGGUCCCGUUUGAGAACCGGACCAAUCAGGAGGUGGUGGAGGACGUGACCCAGGGCAACCGUCUGUACCGCCCACACAAGGCCUCGACAAGGGUGUACGACAUCAUGUUCAAAUGCUGGGACGCGAAGCCACAAGAACGUCCAUCUUUCUCUGAACUGAUGGUAAACAUCCGCGAGCUGGCCGAAGAGGAGCUGUAGCAGACAGACAGACUGACACCUGGACAGACAGACACACAAUCAGACAGACACACAAUCAGACAAACAGAUAAAAAGACGGAGAUAAAAAGACGGACUGACAGAUGGAGUCAGACUCACACCCACACAAACAUGCACACUAACAGAGAUAUAAAGAAACAGAAAGACAGACACAGGGACAGGCAGACAGAUAAAUAGAGAGGUUGGCAGGUUGGCAGCCAGUCAGACAAGCCUAAAAGCUGACAGACCAACAGACAGUCAAACUGACAGACAGGCAGAGAACAGAUAUGCAUUCAGAGAUGUUGCCGAGCUGACAAACUUAAAUACCCAGGAAGACAAAGUAUUAUGCUGGUACUGACAAGGUCAUGGUUUGAUCUCCUUAAGAUCACAAUGUAGACAACAGACUCUGUGUAAAUAUGUAGAUAAAGUUGGAAGGAAAACAAACAACCAUGUUGAACUCCAUGCAUACGAACAUAUUUCUAUUUUAAAUAAAGAAAAUAUAUAUUUAUCAA